AUGCAGCCUACAGAUGUCUCCGGCAAACGUAAGCGCGUGUCCAAAGGGCAGUCCUCUACAGGCUGCAUUACCUGUAGGGGCCGCAGAGUCAAAUGUGACGAGACCAAGCCAACGUGCAUACGAUGUCACACGGCACGGUUCAAAUGCGAAGGCUAUGCGUCCAACUUCCGCAUCGUGACCUCCGCUAGCUUGGUUUCUGCAUCCGGUCGCGUUGCAUCCUCCACCAGGACCCAAAUCCCACUGUACUGCCAGCCCCUACUAGAGGAGGUGCUAUACCUCGCCCAACACUUCACCAUCAAGCCUGUCCCAACCCACAGCUCAACCUACGAGAAAGAAGCACGUCUCACAUUAGCCGCCACUUCAGAGCCCGCUAUUAAACAUGCUCUCGCAUCACUCAACACCCUGCUAAGGGUCCACGCAGAGAGGGGAAGCAGCUCUGCCGCUGAGCAGAUGACAACUUCGCUGCAACGUGGCAUCCCGGAGUACACUAACUCUCUGGGAGCUCUCGCCACGAGACUAGUAGAUAACGAAGUGGCUACCAGAAAGGCCGCACUACUGUGUUGCCAAAUGUUUAUCAGUAUCGAGACGGCACUCAACAACUUCACGUCAGCCAUACAGCAUUUCGUACGCGGAGUGCAGAUCAUGCACCAGUACGGCCAGCCCUCUCCUGAUGUGAUGGACGAGAUACCUAAUGUGGAUCUUUUCACUAUCAGGAUGUUUUUGACUUGCCCUGACCGCCUGUUUACAUUCCCACCCGAGUCUAGACUCGGCAUGGUUGAGAUGGGGCAGCAGGCGGCUGAUGAUCUGGGUAGAUCCAAUCUCUGCCAGAGCAUGCUCCACGCGCGACAACAACUCGCCUCCAUCUCAAUGGCCGUUAUCAGUUUGUUGGAACGAACCAGAAGACAAACCUCAGCCGAGUCGAUGGUCAGUGCCCAAGCAGAACAGCUACAGCUUUUAGGACACCUAGGUCGAUGGCGCAGUCUAUUUGCACCUGUAUUGGGUCUUGCAACUGAAAGCACUCCUCUCAAUGCACGUCUCGCAGCACUAUUCACGAUGUUGUUCUACUGCAUACUACGGUUUUCUCUGAACAUGGCGUUCCAGCAUCUGUCGCCUGAUACCAAGACUCUCAAGGUCGAGCUGGACGAGAUGGCGUGGGUUGCCAGUCUUCUCACUCAACUGAAGCCUAUUUGA
Molecule: messenger RNA, 1191 nt
Organism: Fusarium subglutinans
Lineage: Eukaryota; Fungi; Ascomycota; Sordariomycetes; Hypocreales; Nectriaceae
Product: transcriptional regulatory moc3
Exons: 2
Coding region: 1-1191 (396 amino acids)
Biological process (GO): regulation of DNA-templated transcription
Molecular function (GO): DNA-binding transcription factor activity, RNA polymerase II-specific; zinc ion binding
Source: RefSeq, a predicted model, not a curated record